CCUCUCCCCAAUAAGUAGCACUUCACCUUCUGCCUCUGCCUCCGCUCUCAAACACUGAUCAUCACUCACAAGCCCCCCACCCCCUUCGGCAAUAUGGCUACAAUGGGUUUUAGUUGCAUUGCCGCUUUGCUCUUGCUGCUGCUGAGUUAUGUCGAAUGUAGAAUUCCUGGUGUCUACACCGGUGGAGCUUGGCAGACCGCCCACGCCACCUUCUACGGUGGAAGUGAUGCCUCCGGCACCAUGGGGGGUGCUUGUGGGUACGGCAACUUGUACAGCCAAGGAUACGGCGUGAACACGGCGGCAUUGAGCACGGCGCUUUUCAACAAUGGGUUCAGCUGCGGUGCGUGCUUCGAGAUUAAAUGCAGAGAUGAGCCGCAGUGGUGCCACCCUGGCAGCCCCUCCAUCUUCAUCACUGCCACCAACUUCUGCCCGCCAAACUAUGCGCUGCCCAAUGACAACGGUGGCUGGUGCAAUCCGCCCCGCACGCACUUUGACCUUGCUAUGCCCAUGUUCCUCAAGAUCGCCGAGUACCGUGCUGGCAUUGUGCCCGUCUCAUAUCGACGGGUGCCGUGCCACAAGAAGGGCGGGAUCAGAUUCACAAUCAACGGCUUCCGUUACUUCAACUUGGUAUUGAUUAGCAACGUGGCGGGUGCAGGGGACAUAAUGAAGGUGUGGGUGAAGGGGUCGAGGACGGGUUGGAUGGCAAUGAGCCGCAACUGGGGCCAGAACUGGCAAUCCAACGCCGUUCUGGUGGGGCAGUCGCUCUCUUUCCGCGUUAAGGCCAGCGACCAUCGCAGCUCCACUGCAUGGAACAUUGUCCCUUCUAACUGGCAGUUCGGACAGACCUUCACGGGCAAAAAUUUCAGAACCUAACCUCAAAGGAAGAAAAACCAAGAAAACAAUAUUUUAAAAUUUUGUGUUUGUUUUUUUUUUUUAAAUUUAACGAGAAAAAGAAGAAGAUAAUUGAAAUGAGGAGUGUGUGUGUGUGUGUGUGUGUGUUUGUCUCAACUUUAAGGAGAGUUGAUUCAGUGUUGCCAAAUGGAAGACUUAAAGCAAAUUUGGAAGCUUGAAGUGGCUGCAAAAUGGUGUGGCCCUCGGCUAUCUUUCUUCCUUUAUUUUCAUUUAUUUAUAUAAAGAAAAAUGAAAUAUCUACUUUAGGGUCCUUUUUGCUUGAGGCCAAAACAAAAUGUUCGGAUGAUUUUGUGCAUUUAAUGAGUUGCAAUUUUGAUUUU
Messenger RNA from Sesamum indicum (sesame), 1232 nucleotides. RefSeq names its product expansin-A6. NCBI's taxonomy places the organism in Eukaryota, Viridiplantae, Streptophyta, Magnoliopsida, Lamiales, Pedaliaceae. The record is from RefSeq and is a predicted model, not a curated record. Gene Ontology annotation, biological process: plant-type cell wall organization. Gene Ontology annotation, cellular component: extracellular region.